Mytilus trossulus (common blue mussel) is the source of this 820-nucleotide messenger RNA. RefSeq names its product fatty acid-binding protein 2, liver-like. The record is from RefSeq and is a predicted model, not a curated record. Lineage: Eukaryota; Metazoa; Mollusca; Bivalvia; Mytilida; Mytilidae. The coding region runs from base 76 to 396 and encodes 106 amino acids. The transcript is spliced from 4 exons.
CUGCAAACCACACAAAAUACAAAACUUUUGAACAGUCAACAUUGAUAUAAUAUACAAACAUUCAACUAUAUCAAAAUGGCUCAAUUCAUAGGAAAAUGGCAGGCUGGCAAAGGUUCAAUGUCCAAUUUUGAAGCAUUUGGUAAAGCUAUGGGCCUUCCUGCUGAAAUACUUGAAAAGUUUGGAGACUCCACCUGGACUGCUACGUUCAGUAAAGAUGGAGACACGUGGUCAGUUGAAUUCGGUUCAUCUGUUUCUCCGACAAGGACGUACAGUUACCAAGAAGGAAAGGAACUAGUAACAACAAAUAUGUUUGGAAAAGGUCUUAAGUUAACAGCUACGUUUGAUUCGGACACUAAAAUGACAGUAAUGGAACAGACUGAAGGCGAAAAUGGUUGAAAAAGCCUGAAAGCAGUCCGAGAAAUAAAGGGAGACAAGAUGAUAUCUACUGUUCAGGAACUUGAAAGUGGAGUAUCGAUGACCCAAGAAUUCACAAGAUGUUGAUUGAUGAAAUUUUGUUAAAGCUACGGAUAAACAAUUAUUGAAAUUAACAAUACAGAUCUAGGCAAAUACUUACAUGUAGAACGUGCAUGUUAUAACAUUUGACACAACAAUUUCCUAGAUGUGAUUUCAAUUACUAACUAGUAACUAGAUAAUUUGAAAUUGAAAGGAAUGUCAUUUAAGAGUCGGCUGCUGAAUUACGUAUCAGUAUGACUUUAAAGCAAACAUACGUCUUUGAAUGAUAGCGAUCGAUAUGUUGUUAAUAUAUCCUAGACAAUGGUUACACUGCACGCAAUUUAAAUAAAAUACAUUAGCAACUGUU